Molecule: messenger RNA, 2916 nt
Organism: Mesocricetus auratus (golden hamster)
Lineage: Eukaryota; Metazoa; Chordata; Mammalia; Rodentia; Cricetidae
Product: zinc-alpha-2-glycoprotein
Exons: 5
Coding region: 335-1171 (278 amino acids)
Biological process (GO): antigen processing and presentation of endogenous peptide antigen via MHC class I via ER pathway, TAP-independent; antigen processing and presentation of endogenous peptide antigen via MHC class Ib; positive regulation of T cell mediated cytotoxicity
Cellular component (GO): external side of plasma membrane
Source: RefSeq, a predicted model, not a curated record
AGAGGCCACUACAGAAGACAAGGAUUUCCGGCUCCCUUGGUUGGUGGAGAAUCUAAGAGUUUUAGAUUCUGGUCUAAAAUGACAAGAGAGGAUUACUUCCUGUAGAGUUGCAUCACGCUUUUCAUAUGGAACAGGAGAGGAUUUUCCUGGGCAUAUCAAGCUCUUUUUUCAACAUAAUCGGAAAAGGCCAUUGGAAGAGUCAUUGUUGUGGACUGCCACAAUCCUGGCACACCUGUUCUACCUGUUACUGCUUUGGGUAUCCUGUAAAGGAACCCAUAUUCUGCACUAUGACCUCACAGCCUUGUUUUGGGAGAGGCCUGGGCAGUUGCUUGCCAUGGUAUACCUUGACAAUGAGCCCAUCCUGCACUAUGCUGAGAGAAGAGCAGAACCCCGGAAACAUGGGGUAAAGGAACAUGACUGUGCUUUGAUAUGGACAAGAGAGACUGAGGACUUCCAGGAGAAGGAGGAGCAGCUCAGUGGGAUGCUGGCUGAGGUGAUGACACAGAAGGGCCAGAAUGGAGGUGUUCAUACCCUUCAGGCAACUUUUGGCUGUGAAAUCCAAGGAAACCACACUGGAGGCUUUUGGCGCAUAGGCUAUGAUGGGCAAGACUUCCUGUCUUUUGAUCAGAAGAACUCCAAAUGGCAAGUUCCAGUGCUUUUAGCACACUCAACCAAGACAUUGUUGGCGAUACAUAGCCCCAGUGUGGAUCAAGUUAAGACAUUUCUAGAUGACAUAUGUCCUUACCAUCUCUGGAGAUAUUUGACUUGCAUGAAGAAUCAAAUCAUGGAUACAGUUUCCCCAAAGUUGACAGUGACAAACAAGACUUACCCAGAGGGCAGGAGCAGCUUAACAUGCUGGGCUUCUAAUCUGUAUUCUCCUGUGGUCACCCUGGUCUGGCUUCAGCAUGGGAAGCCAGUACAGCAGCAGAUCUUUGGGCCUGGGACCAUCCUACCCAGUGGUGAUGGGACCUACCAGACCUGGGUGUCUAUUUGGGUUCUUCCUGGACAGGAGCCAGAGUUCACCUGCCACCUGAGGCAUCGCAGCAAUAUCAUUGAGGCCCCUGCAUUCCUUGGACAUCAAGCCAGGAAAACUGGUGGCGCCACCAGCUCUGCCUCAGCUCUGGUGGCUUCUGCACUUUGUACCCUGUUGGUGUUUCUACCAAUUGCCUAGAGCAGCAAGAAUGAGCAAGACAUCAAGAGACAAGGUGAGCAUCCCUGCAGGGUGUGGGAUUGGGUAACAAGAGUGGUUCCAGGCCUUUUCUUCUCUGUAUAAAUUAUACAGCUAGGACUAUAGACGCAUAAACACCAUUUGGCCCCACUAGUUAAUGGAGGGUCCCAAGGAGCCACCAUUCAGAACCUGUGGACCUGCCCUGUUGUUGGAAGGCACUGGCCAUUGGUGCUGCCUCCCACAUGUUCCUAGAUAAAUUAUGAAACACAGAAACAGGGAAGCUGACUGGAAACCCACAGCAAAGUCAAGACUGUGGCACACUACAUGUCCCUGUCUCUUUACCAAAUACACAGAAUGAAAAGAAUCACACAAUAUGGAAAGAGACCUGGUAGCCCACAAGUUGACUGAGAGUCACUUUACCAGGUAUCUAUUCCAAGUGUCAUCUUGAUUCAAACAUGGAAACUUCCUCCCGAAGGUAUUCAUCUGGGUGAUAUAGUGUAUGUAUACAUAAAUACAAAUAUUUAAAGGAUUUUAAAGAUAUUUUGAUCUCUAUUGCAAUCCAGUGGUGGUAUCUGGACCCCUACCAAACAACACAACCUUAUGUUCAACAGCCUGUCCUAUAAAUGUGAUGCACUGCAGUAAGAGUGACAUAGAGUUUGUGAAAGUUGUCACGCAAUGACUAAUUCAGACUCAGACCUAUAGCAAAAGUGUGGCUCAAUCCUCUCACUGCCUUUAGAGUCCUAGGAACCAGAGACUGGAUGUCCCAGAGAUGUAGGAUAGAACCAAACAUCACUGUAGAUAAAUUGUCAGUGCUCUGUGAGUAGGAAGUGCCUAUGCGCAUGCUCAAGUGGGCUGGUUUGGACAGAGCAACUGCUGCUCAGGUCCUACACCUAGUAGUCUUGGGCUGUUUAAGAAAGCUAGUUAGACAGAAGCCACAGUGAGAACAAGCCAAUAAGCAUUUCCUCUACAGUUUCUACUUCAAGCCCCUGCUUUGCAUUCCUGUCCUAACUUCUGUUAGUCAUGGAUGAUAACCCAAGAGUGGUAAGAUAAAAUAAACCCAGAACCUUCAUGUCACAGAACCCUUCAGAGAGACCUGGAAGCAGAAGAAACCAGCCACCAUCAUUGGCUACCAUUCUGGUUUUGCCCCUCCACCUUCUGGGGAGGGAGAAUGAGGGAGGGAAGAUAGAACCUUGAAUCCUUACCCAUGAUGAGAUGAGAGACUCUCCCUAUAUCCACUGGAAGAAAAGAUGGGAAGAAGACAGUAUAAGAACACAUCCAACAACAGAAAAACGUAUAUGACACCACCAGAAUCUUGGGACUCUACACCAGCAACACCUGACCAUCCCAGCACAGAUUAAACAGAACAGAAUGACCUUAACAAUGACCUCAUGAAAAUGAUAGAGGCCCUCAAAGAGGAUAUGAGCAAACCCUUAAAGAAAUGGAAGAAAACAUAAACCAAAAAAGAGGCCAGUAUGGGACUGAUCCAAACCCUCUGAACCUGGGUGUUAGAGAAGAGGCCUCGGCAAUCUAUGGGACCGUGGAUAGUAGUUCAGCAUUUAUACCUGGCAUACAAAUGGACUUUGGGUGUUUGGGUGCCCAUUUCACAGGGAGGUAUACUCUCUCAGCCUGGACACAUUGGAGAGGGCCUAGGCCAUGCCUGGGAUGAUAUGACAGACUUUGAAAAUCCCCCAUGAAAGGCCUUCCCCUCCCUAGGGAAAUGAGGGUGGAUGGAGUGCUGGGUCUCGUGG